AUCAGAUGCGAUCCUAAAGGUAACCUUCGAACGUCAAAAACAUGACCGGUCCGUAAGUCCCGGAAGACGAUCUUGGCCUUGCUUGAACUUCCGAGUCGUCUCAACUUGUUCAACUCCGCAAUAUUCUCGCCGCUCCUCGCUCCCUUCCCUUCCUUAGCUUAUUCUGCUGUUUUUCUCUAUACUUCAAACUUGUACAACUUCUCGAACCUCCAUCAAGUCUUAGUACUAUCUUGUCCCUUCAGUUCAACUACGGACUGCGGGAAUCGAGGAAACUUCCUUUCAAAAACUCUUCGCUUUCACCGGUUCUCCUCGAAGUUUUUUCAUCCCAACGUGCGUCUAGACGUAAUAUCGACAUGGCUGACCUGGGCGAUUUUCUUGCGCUUAUCGCUACAAUCGUAGUUUUUGCGGGUAUCAUAUAUGGGGUAUAUACCGUUGUCGGCUCGGUUUCGGAGGGAGUAAAAUCUACGAAAGACAAGUUAAAGGAAAAAGGCUACGAGAUAUCAGACAAAGGAAUGUCUGUAAAGACGUCGAAGAGGAUGAAUAGAGAGGACUAUGUUGAUGCGACCCAAAGAGGCUUGAUACGAGCUAUGGGAGCUUCCUCUUUCGGCUCGAACAUUGAUGGGACCGCACAAAGUCCUGCCUCCACCUCACCCUCAGCUGCAUCAGCUAGCCUCUCAGCGCCGACGCUGAAGCAUCGCACGAGUUCUUCAUCAAUAAAAUCUGCUUCCUCAGGAAAGAAACUCAGUCUGUUUGGAAAGAAGAAACACGAUUGAUGGAAUACGCUGGCGCUCCGCUCGCAACCUGUCCAAAACACGAGGUAGAGAGAGAGAGAGAGAGAGAGAGAGAGAGAGAGAGAGAGAGAAUGCCUCUUGGGCGAAGCGAGGGGAAACUAGGAUGUCAGCUGUGGACUUGCGGGAAAGGUGGAGACAAAAGAGCAGGAGUGAGCGGAUGGAGGAUACACCUUGUGGACUUUCGAUAGGUCACUCACCUACUGCGAACCGUGUACUUUUAAGCCUUCCGCUGUUUCUCUUUACAGCGCUACCUGAUGUUUAUGUACAUACAUCCAUUCCCUUUUUAUAUCUUUUUUAUUUUUCUGCUUUUUAUACGCAAAACUAUCACCCGAUACAUACAUAGCAGGUACAAGUGGUGGAAGUACAUAAUGGUAGAUAUCGGUAUACAUAACUAUCCACAAUC
Lentinula edodes (shiitake mushroom) is the source of this 1194-nucleotide messenger RNA. RefSeq lists its product as uncharacterized. The transcript has 5 exons. The record is from RefSeq and is a predicted model, not a curated record. Lineage: Eukaryota; Fungi; Basidiomycota; Agaricomycetes; Agaricales; Omphalotaceae. Bases 354 to 773 code for a protein of 139 amino acids.